UCGAGACGAUCUCAGAGCGAUCGAGAAUUGCAAAUCGUGUAGAAGCGGAACGACUCGUCAUAAUCAUUUCUGGCUUUUUCCCCAGAGGUUGCAUACUGUCGACCUCUCUGCGAUAUCUACCCACACGUUCAAUAAUACAUUGAAUAUAGUACUCAAUCAAUCGGCCGUAUAAAAAGCGAGCGUUUAGCACUGCGUUUCUAUAGUUAACCCGUUGCACCAAUUCAACAUGUCUCGCCUUCUCAUUAUGAUCGGCCUAUUGGCACUCGGCGUUUGCUUGGCCAGCGCACUACCAGCCCAACCCUUUGUGGAUCAUAGCAAUGGAAAGGAGACGUCGAUUCCUGGCACAACGACGCCAGAGGACUCGCAGCCAGCUCAGCGAGUGCCCAACGUCCUGUACAAUCGGGCCGGCAAUGUUGUGUUGCAAAACGAGGCUGGCACCAUCUAUAAGCGUCCCGAUGGGCGCACGGUCCUAAUUGGAGCUAAUGGUCAGACGCUUGUGACUCGCUCGGAUGAGAGUGACGAGGAUACGUCCAUUGAUGAUGAUGACGAUCAAUUUAGACGCCAAAAGGGAAACCGCGGAAAUAGCGGCAAUAUCUUCAUAUCUCAAGCCGGCGGGAGCGGCAUCCAAACCUACAAUGGCUACCGGAGUGAGCUUGUCGAUGGUGGACUACGGCUGACCGUCAACGGUUUUACCUACAACUUCCCGGCUAAGGACGCUAGCGUCAAUUCCAAGCAACAAAUCAAAAUCAACGGCGAAAAUGCUACGCUGCAGUAUGACAAUGGCAACAUAGUUGUCGAAAUGGCCGAUGGCACAGUGAUUGGCAAGGCCGAAGGCGGACUCUUCACUGGCAAUCGCCAUUCGUACGACAACCGCAAGAAGAUCCAGGAGGAACUGGCAGCCAAUAUUGCAACUCUUCAAUACAAUUUGUCUCACUUGCAAGAUAAUAUAGCCCGGCAGAUCAACCAAAUUGGAAUCAAUCUAAACAAUUUUCCUUUUUAG
Messenger RNA from Drosophila navojoa, 1000 nucleotides. It is a transcript of the gene Bbd, whose product is annotated as Bombardier. The record is from RefSeq and is a predicted model, not a curated record. Lineage: Eukaryota; Metazoa; Arthropoda; Insecta; Diptera; Drosophilidae.